CAAUCGAACCCGAUCAGAGACACACACGGAGCCGUCCGUCAGUAAAGAAGCAAAAGUCAGCCAUGGGGUGCUCCUGCUCGAGGCCAUCGGAAUACGAAGGAUCCACGCCGAGUCCACUGCAGGCGGGCAUUGCCCCACCGCGCGUCCAGCGGCGACGCCAACAGGAGGAAAAGCGGAUGCGUCAGCUGCAGAAGCUCCAGAAGCGCAAUGCCCGCAGGCGACAGCAAAAGCGAGGAUCGAGCGGUGGUUCAUCAGGAUCAAUACGACGCCGCCGUAUUAGCGGCAAACCGAGCCAGGAUCUGGCCCUGCAGCUGCGUCUGCUGGGCGGCAGUAAUGGGAGCAGUGCCACCGAGUGUGUAAGUGCGUUGUAUGCCCGCACCUUGGAGCACCAGCGGGAGGAGCUGCAGCGCACAAUCGAGCAAAAGACACUGCAACAGCUGGACAAGGAGCUGCCCACGUUCCUGCUCAACCAACUGCUCCUGGGCCUGCAGUUCUUCGCGCACUUUGAUGCCGAGAUGGGGGCCAUGGACGAGGAGCUGCAGGCUCAGAGGCGUGCCUGUGGCCAGUCCCUCACCGAGCACAGCCUUCUGCAGGCCAGCGCCAUAGAUGUGACCGUGUCCAAGCAUCUGCACUUUAAGCCCAUAGCUGCGAAGCACUCCCAGCCCCUGCAGAAGCCCCUGACGUAUGUGGUGUUCGAGAACGUGGACAUAUCACGGCCCAACGAUGCCAACUACGACUCGAUUGCCACCCUCUGCAAGGUGUUGCUGGAGUCCGACUACUACACAUCCACGCCCUGCCGAUCCGAGUACGUUCAGCUGAUGGAGCAGUCCCGCUGGAUGGGCUAUGUGCGGCUGAAGCUCAGGGAGCAGGCCCACGAUCCGGCACACCCACUCGUUCCGAUUGGGGCCAUGCCCGCCAGCAGCGGCGAUGAGGGGGAGGGCGAUGGCAUCUACACGGACGGUGGAGGAUCGACAUCCGGCUACAGUUCGGGCAGCUGGCGGGAGGGUGACUACGACCACGUCUAUCUGGCACGCCUCAACACUCUCCGGUCCAUGGAGGAGCUGAGAAUGGGCAGCGCCACUCCGCUGGAGAGGAACGUCCUGCCGGAGGGAUGCGUAUGCCGGCUGGCCAGCUGCCUGCCCGCCUGGCUGGAGCAAUCAGACGACGAAGACGACGACGACGACGACGAGGAGGAGUUGUCCGGCAACAGCGAUGGGGAGGAGGCUGCCAAAGAAGAGGCUCCAGAGGAGGGUCCACGUUCCGCCUACGAGACCGUCCAGGUGCUACGGCAGUGCCGUGUGGAGCAGCAACGCCGUCAGGCCCUGCUCCAGCAGAGUUACCUCAGCUCCGAUCAGUUCAUGAAGUACUUUGGGGAUCUUCUGCGGCAGCAGCUCUCCCGAGAGCUGCAGAUCCCCCCCUCGCUGCUGGCGAGUGGCAGCUAUAGGGGAUGCAGCGUGUACACGGACAGGGAGGAGCUGGUGCCGGCCAUCCAUGUGCCCAACGCCUGGCCCGACUGUGCCUUCGAGUUCAAUCUGAGGGCGCGCCCGCGUCUUACCAAUCUGCACACCGACGAGAAGUUCCAGUGGCCCACGGAGCAGAUGAGGAACCGCAUUCGCUCCUUUGGCUUCCAUGUGGUCCCAGUGGGGUAUGCGCCGAAGCAUUCUCGGAAUCCCUUCCGGGAGCUCGAGUGGCGCAUCGUCUUCCCCCAGGCGGAACAGUUCCUCGAGCGCCAGCUGACGGCCAUGCAGCUGAAGGUGUUCCUCCUGAUGAAGGUGCUCGUGCGUACCUUUGUGAGCGACAAGUGCCAGGCCAUGGGCUCCCUGGUGGAGCAGCUGCGAGCGCAUCUCUUCUGGCAGUGCGAGCGGCACAGCAACGACUGGCCCGAGGAGUUUCUCGGGGAGCGGCUGCUGCGCUUUGUCCGCUCCUUCGACGAGUGCCUGGCCCGGAAGCACCUCAGCGACUACUUCAUCGAGCGGCGCAACCUGUUCGAGCAUGUCCCGGAGGACGCACUCAUGGAGCUGCGCUCCAUCAUGGCCGGGAUUGCCGAACAGCCGCUCCUCCAUCUCGUGCAAGCGUUGCGCAACAUCGAGCAUGCCCCCGACUUCUAUCCCAAGAUGGAUUACAAGCGGCUGCUGGACAACUUCUUCUGCCAGGACUACCUGCAGCUGCACAGCUGGGGCAAGUUCUCCCGCUCGGCCAACUCCAUCCUGCAGCAGGUGCACCAGCAGCAACAGCAGCAGGAUGAACAGCAGCAGCAGCAGCAGGAAAAGCAGCGAGAGGAGGUCACCGAUGCCCGGGGACUCCUCGGCAUGCCGCAGCACCAGGAGCGCUCACGGGGCAAGCUGCGGCGCAAGACCCAAAUGCUGCGAGCCUCCAGCCAGCAGCUGCAACAGUUGACCGAGCAGCGGCGUCCUUCCCAGGACUCAUCGAUGGAUAUGUCCAUGCAGUUGCUGCUAGCGAGCUCGCGCAGCCUUCAGGACACUCCCCAGUCGCAGUCCCACGACGGGCCGCAGCUGAACAACGGCCUGGAGAUACUGCGGCGCACCAAUCUGCUGGAGCUGCUGAUCGACCAUAUGCUGGCCAUGCUGGCCAAGGCCACACAGUUUGGCAAUCGGCUGCAUGCGGAGCUCUUUUUGGAGCAGGCCCAGAGGUUGUGCCGACUGUACCAGAAGCUCGGAUGCUCCCAGAAUGCCCAACACUAUGUGGAGGAGCUGCAGCAGGCGUCUGGGCGCAUUGAGCGGAUGUGUGUGGCCGGUGCAGAGGCUCCGCCGGCCCUACCACGACGCAGCUUCUCCGGAUCAAUCAGAUGUUCGCCAUCGCCAGCGCCGUCGCCCCAUCCUUCUCCGUUGACUCCCCAGCAGCGUCGCAAGUCCAUUAAAUUCAUGGAGCACGUAGUGCAGAUCCACUCACCCGAUCCCAUGUCCAGGCAGGUCCUGCCCCUGCCACACAACACACCACCGGGCAUCCUGAAGGGAAACACACAGCCCAAACCAGAGGGCGAGGUGCAAGAGAUUAAGGAAGACCCAGCCCAAACAAUGGAGAGCAUUCUUUCGCUCAACACUCUGCUGCAGCGCCUCAACGUGGACCCGGACAGACUACAGACCCUGAGCAGUAAGACGGAGCAGGUCAUCCAGACCCUGGCACCAUCGGAGGCGACGCGCGAAGAGCUUCGCGACAUCCUCAAGCGGAACACGCAGAAGAUCAAAGAAGCCUUCAACUGAAUCCAACCCCAAUCCUAAGCAAUAUAUACUCGUAUAUUCGUUGAUAUCCAUAUCUGUAUUUGUAAGUCCCCCACUCAAAGAUAAGGCCCAUCGAGUACUCCUCUGGAAGAACCCGUACCUUGUGCUACUAAAUCCAUUUGGAAUACUUAAGAGAGCUCAAGUGAUUAUGAGAGGGUUUCUGUUUCACUUUGACUUAAGGUAUAAUAUCAAAGUUAUUCCAAUAGGCCGAUUAAAGCACUACUUAAUACUAUCUUCCAUGUCUGAAGAUGUACAGAUAUCUAUGUAAAUAUUUACAAUAAAAUAAAAUACAACGAAAUUCAGA
Messenger RNA from Drosophila miranda, 3543 nucleotides. RefSeq lists its product as uncharacterized. Lineage: Eukaryota; Metazoa; Arthropoda; Insecta; Diptera; Drosophilidae. The record is from RefSeq and is a predicted model, not a curated record. Bases 63 to 3221 code for a protein of 1052 amino acids. The transcript has 2 exons.